GGCGUAGGCUUGUUGAGAGAACACCCAAACAAAACAGUCACAGGGGUGUAGGUCAAGCUGGAAGCUUGCGAUUUUUCGCCGUAAUUAUUUUAAUUUAUGCCUAUCAACAGGCAAAAUGAUUCUUCGAGCUUCGUCCCUAUGCGUUCUUCUCAUAUCCUUGUUCAGUCUGCAUUUAGUGUCAGGGAGUGACUUCAAGUGCUUUCAAUGCUCAUCAGACAGAGACGAUUGGUGCAAGAAUCCCUUGUCCGAAGGAAGGGAACCCACUGAAUGUGAUUCGGUCGAGCACCAAGCUAAAAUCAUAUUUCAAAAAACAAAGAACGUCUUCAAAGACCUCUUCCAAAGCAUCAUCUCUCAGGGUGCCGCGCCAAAUGACCAGAAUUUCCAUUACGCUUGCAUGAAAGAAAUCUCAAUGGUCAGUGGGGUCCGAGUAAUUAGACGGAAAUGCACCCUUGACACAUCUGAUGUUCGAGAUGACAACGGAAAACCAUUGGAUGACGAGUGCACUACCAAGUCUACGUACACAAGUUUCUGUGGCAUUUGCAAGACCGACAGUUGCAACAGUGCGUCUAACUUUAAUUUUUUGGGCCAGUUUUUGGUCCUUGUCGGUAGCCUUUUGCUAAAAUUUCUCUGGUAACUGUGCCAAAAAUGAGAUUCCAAUCAUAUUAAGAUUUUAUUAAAGUGUUUGUGAUUUCUUGAGACAAUUCCAAGAUUUAUUAUAUCCAAUUCCAAACGUCUCAAGUUUUUUAUUCCAUAUGUAUUGGCUCAUCUGAAAUAAUAUUGCCGGUAUUCAAUAUUAUAUUAUUUUAAACAAUGCAUAUUUCUAGCGCAAAAUAUGGAGAGCUUUAUCAUAUUGAAUAAAAGGGCUCAAGCAUGUCUAAAAAUGCUAAUUUUGAGUCAUUUUUCCAGUGCAUUUUUUUUAAAGAUUUUUUUUAAUACAGAUGCACAAAUGUGAAUGUGUAAUACUUAAACUCAAAAGAUUAUUUAUCCAAGUGAGAAAAAUUAGCUUUUUACCCAUUUUAAUUGUAUUUUUACAACACUGUACUGCUUUUUUUUUGCAUCUUAAUUAAAAAAAGUUAAUUCCUCAAUAUUCAACAAGGUCAAGUUUGACAUUGCCAUAAACUGUAAAAAUGCUUAGCAAUGUAUCUGAUACACAGAGCUAUUAUCUCUGAAAUUUUAUAUCUGCGACAAACAAUAAUCUUGUAAGAAACAUUAAAUACGCACAACUAAA
Molecule: messenger RNA, 1228 nt
Organism: Neocloeon triangulifer
Lineage: Eukaryota; Metazoa; Arthropoda; Insecta; Ephemeroptera; Baetidae
Exons: 3
Coding region: 116-634 (172 amino acids)
Biological process (GO): sleep; regulation of synaptic transmission, cholinergic; positive regulation of voltage-gated potassium channel activity
Source: RefSeq, a predicted model, not a curated record